Coffea arabica (coffee) is the source of this 1164-nucleotide messenger RNA. The record is from RefSeq and is a predicted model, not a curated record. Lineage: Eukaryota; Viridiplantae; Streptophyta; Magnoliopsida; Gentianales; Rubiaceae.
AUGACUUCCGAAAAUACUCGUGGACGGUUUGCUCUGUGGUUGUGCAGGUGCCGUCUCAUUUGCUGUCGUACUUUCAUAUCUCUACGAGCAAGACUGGAAAGACGCCAUUUUAGUGCUCUUAUAUUCUCAAAUGUGAAGCUUCCCUCUCGCAUCGGAUUGACGGCUAUUCUGGUGGUAUCUCAUUGGGAAUUCUGUGUCCCUACGGCAACUGGGGUCAAUGAUUCCGACUCAGUGGACUCUACUUUGAUCCAGUCCAUAAGGAGGAAGUUGGAUUACUGGAAUGGACAGGUUGUUGCAGUUAAGCAAUUGGAUAGAAAUAGGCUUCAGGGUAACCGGGAAUUUUUUGUUCAGGCUCUUAUGUUCAGUCUUUUAUAUCAUUCUAACCUUGUAAAUUUAAUCGGUUACUGUGCUGAUGGGGACCAGAGGCUACUUGUCUAUGAGUUCAUGCCCUUGGGAUCAUUGGAAGAUCAUCUUCAUGAUCUUCCACCUGAUAAAGAACCAUUAGAUUGGAAUUCAAGAAUGAAGAUAGCAGCAGGUGUGGUCAAGGAUUUGGAGUAUCUUCAUGAUAAAGCGAAUCCUCCUGUCAUUUAUAGGGAUUUCAAGUCAUCUAACAUAUUACUGGAUGAAGGGUUUGUUCCAAAGCUUUCAGACUUUGGGCUGGCGAAACUUGGUCCUACUGGAGACAAGUCGCAUGUCUCCACAAGGGUCAUGGGAACUUAUGGUUAUCGUGCUCCUGAGUAUGCUAUGAGUGGGCAAUUGAUGGUGAAAUCUGAUGUCUACAAUUUUGGGGUUGUCUUCCUGGAACUUAUCACUGGACAGGAACAUAUGGAUAAGCGGGAGAAGGAGAUUCAAGAACUACGGUUGCUUGGUGCAUCAAAUGAGAAGGCUUAUGCUGUUUUUCACAAUGCUGGAUAUCUACUUCAGAAUGUUCCUGGUCAAUCUUGGAGGUACAGCUGAUAUCAAUAUCGAAUAAUGUAUUCUGACUUGUGGGAUUGACGAAUCCAUAAAAGAUGAAAGUUCUACAAAUUAGCUUUGUCAUCUUCUGUUUUGGGAUUUGAAUCUAGAGUUGACUAAUGUUACAUUAGGUUUUAGACAGCAGAAUCUAGAUUCAUGUCUGUCUUUGUUGUUGUAAACUACUGUACUGAUAAAAAAUUAAUGAGGGUU